CCCAAGUUCAGUUGCAGAGAAAUGGCCAAACGUACCUUCUCCACAUUAGAGACGUCCCUGAUUUUCCUCCUUAUAAUGAUGACUGCGAUCACGGUGGCCCUGCUCAGUCUCUUGUUUAUCACCAGUGGGACCAUUGAAAAUCACAAAGAUUCUGGUUUUCCACCCACUGAGAGCCCUCAGUCCACCCAGGGCUCCACAGCCCCUCAACACUCAACACCCACAAAAGGCCCCACAACCACCAAGGUGUCCCCAGUGUCUACUACACCAGAGCCUCCUCUAUUUCAGAACUUCAGUGGCUACCACAUUGGUGUUGGGCGAGCUGACUGCACAGGACAAGUAGCAGAUAUCAAUAUGAUGGGCUACGGGAAAAGUGGCCAGAAUGCACGGGGCCUCCUCACCAGGCUGUACAGUCGUGCUUUCGUCAUGGCCGAACCCGACGGGUCCAAUCGAAUGGCGUUUGUCAGCGUCGACAUAGGCAUGAUAUCCCAACGACUGAGGCUGGAGGUUCUGAACAGACUGAAAAGUAAAUAUGGCUCCCUGUACAGAAGAGACAAUGUGAUCCUGAGUGGCACUCACACGCACUCGGCUCCAGCAGGAUAUUUCCAGUACACCGUGUUUGUAAUUGCCAGUGAAGGAUUCAGCAAUCGAACUUUCAAUUACAUGGUCACAGGCAUCGUGAAGAGCAUUGAGAUAGCACACAAAAAUAUGAAACCAGGAAAAAUCUUUAUCAAUAAAGGAAAUGUGGAGGGUGCACAAAUCAACCGAAGCCCUUUUUCUUACCUUCAGAAUCCACUGUCAGAGAGAAUAAGGUAUUCUUCCAAUACGGACAAGGAAAUGGUAGUCUUGAAAAUGGUAGAUUUGAAUGGAGACGACCUGGGCCUUAUCAGCUGGUUUGCCAUCCACCCAGUCAGCAUGAACAACAGCAAUCAUCUUGUAAAUAGUGACAAUAUGGGCUAUGCAUCUUACCUUUUUGAGCAAGAGAAGAACAAAGGAUACUUGCCUGGGCAGGGACCGUUUGUAGCAGCUUUUGCUUCAUCAAACCUAGGAGACGUGUCCCCCAAUAUUCUUGGCCCACGCUGUGUCAACACGGGAGAGUCCUGUGAUAACUCCAACAGCACUUGUCCCAUUGGUGGGUCUACCAUGUGCAUGGCGAUGGGACCUGGGCGGAGUAUGCUGGAAAGCACACAAAUUAUAGGGCGGAUGCUGUACCAGAGAGCUACGGUGCUGUAUGCCUUCGCUUCCCAGGAGUUAACUGGGCCACUGACUUCGGCUCAUCAGUGGGUGAACAUGACGGAUGUCACUGUCUUGCUCAAUUCCACACACACAGCAAAAACAUGUAAACCAGCACUGGGCUACAGUUUUGCAGCUGGCACAAUCGAUGGAGUUGGGAGCUUCAAUUUUACGCAGGGGACAACGGUAUCGGAUCCAUUUUGGGACUCUCUUCGGGAUCAGCUCUUGGGCAAACCAUCUGAAGAAAUCAAAGAAUGUCAUAAACCAAAGCCAGUCCUUGUUCACACUGGAGAGCUGUCAAAACCUCAUCCCUGGCACCCAGAUAUCGUUGAUGUCCAGAUUAUUACUCUUGGGUCCUUGGCCAUAACUGCCAUCCCUGGGGAACUUACGACCAUGUCUGGACGAAGACUCCGGGAGGCAAUUAAAGCAGAGUUUGCAACUUAUGGGAUGCAGAAUAUGACUGUUGUUAUUUCGGGUCUAUGCAAUGUAUACACACAUUACAUCACCACUUAUGAAGAAUACCAGGUUCAACGGUACGAGGCAGCAUCUACAAUUUAUGGACCACACACGCUGUCUGCUUACAUCCAGCUCUACAGAGGCCUUGCUAAGGCCAUCGCUACGGACACAGUAGCCAAUCUGAGCAGAGGUCCGGAGCCUCCAUUUUUCAAAGAACUGAUAAUCCCAUUAAUUCCUAAUAUUGUGGAUAGAGCACCAAUAGGCAAGAAUUUUGGGGAUGUCCUGCAGCCGUUGAAUCCUAUAUACAGAGUGGGAGAAGUUGCUGAAGUUACAUUUGUAGGUGCUAACCCAAAGAAUUCAGCGGAAAACCGGACCCAUCAGACUUUCCUCACUGUGGAGAAAUAUGAGGACACUUCAGCCACCUGGCACAUAGUGCAUAAUGAUGCCUCCUGGGAGACUCGUUUCUAUUGGCACAAGGGAUUCCUGGGUCAUAGCAAUGCAACGGUUCAAUGGCAUAUUCCAGAUACUGCCCAGCCCGGGAUCUACAGAAUAAGAUACUUUGGACACAAUCGAAAGCAGGACUUUCUCAAGCCCGCCAUCAUACUUUCAUUUGAAAGUACUUCGUCCAGUUUUGAAGUUGUAACUAUUAAGUGAAAAGUUGACACAGCACUUAGAGAACAGUUUUGCUCUGUAUAAAUUACAUAACUGAUUUCAUAUGAAGUAUGCUGUUCUGAUGACUUCUAUAGUUGUCCCAGUUUGGAGUUUACUGCUAAUGGGACAGAGGUGUGUGUGUGUG
Molecule: messenger RNA, 2482 nt
Organism: Miniopterus natalensis
Lineage: Eukaryota; Metazoa; Chordata; Mammalia; Chiroptera; Miniopteridae
Gene: ASAH2
Product: N-acylsphingosine amidohydrolase 2
Biological process (GO): long-chain fatty acid biosynthetic process; sphingosine biosynthetic process; ceramide catabolic process
Cellular component (GO): extracellular region
Molecular function (GO): N-acylsphingosine amidohydrolase activity
Source: RefSeq, a predicted model, not a curated record